Molecule: messenger RNA, 1068 nt
Organism: Dictyostelium discoideum AX4
Lineage: Eukaryota; Evosea; Eumycetozoa; Dictyosteliales; Dictyosteliaceae
Product: methyltransferase type 12 domain-containing protein
Exons: 3
Coding region: 1-1068 (355 amino acids)
Source: RefSeq, a predicted model, not a curated record
AUGAAAAAAGCUAAUAAUAAACAAAUAGCUCAAACUAAUAAACUUGUAAAAUAUGACUCUUUCAGAUCUAAUGAUAGGAAUUUAAUUUUAUCAAACUUAAAUAAAUUAAAUGAUUGGAUAAAUAAUAAAAGUAAUUUUAAAGAAAUUGAAGAAACAGGUAUAUUUAAAGCUUUAAGUGAGCUAAUUGAUCAAUAUAAUGAAAAUCAAGAAAAUCAAGUUGAAAAUAAUGAAUUUACAGAAAUUAUAAUAUUAUUAGUUAAAUUUUUAAAGAAUUUAUCAGUUAAAGAAACGGAAACAAAUGAAAUUUUGAGAUCAUUAGAUUAUAUUCACAGAUUAGAAUUGAUUUUAAAUAAUAGUUAUGAUAGUGAUUUAUUAAAUGAUUCUUCAACAACAAUUGAAUGUUUACGUAAAUGUGCACCUUAUAGUGUUAGAAAAGUGGGUGUUGGAGAAUAUAGUGAACAAACUGGUCAAUUCCAAUGGAUGAUUGAAAUGAAACAAUUACAUUUUGAUGAAGUAUUUGUAGGUUGGAGAGUAUGGGAAGCUGGUAUUGGAUUUGGUAAAUGGGUUUUAGAGAAUAAACAAAUUUUCCAAGGUAAAGAAGUUUUAGAACUUGGUUCAGGUUUAGGUGUCGCUGGUUUUAUGGCUGGUUUAAUUUGUAAAUCUGUUUUAAUGACUGAUUAUACUCCAAAGCUUGUAUCAGCAUUAAAAGAUAAUUUAAAAAUAAAUUCUAGAAUUCCAGAAAUUAAAAAAGCAUGUACUGUUCAAGCAUUAGAUUGGGUUAAUGAUAAAGCACCAAAACCAUUUCACUAUGAUAUUGUAAUUGGAAGUGAAGUUAUUUAUGAUGAAAAGAUUGUUGAUCAUUUAGCAAAUAUUAUUCAUCAAAGUCUAACACCUAAUGGUAUAUUUUAUAGUACAGCUGCAACUGUUAGAAGAGGUAUUCCUGAAUUUAUUCAUUCAAUGAAAUCUCGUGGUUACACUGUUAAUUGUACUGAAUUUCCAAAAAGAUUUAUGCCUGAUACAAAAUUUGAUACUCACUUUUUUGAAAUUUAUAGAAAUAAAAAUAAAUAA